UAAAAAUCCAUCGGCGAAAGGGCCUUGAUUUUGCACUUAAUUAACCCACAGAUCCACAAAGCUAGUGGUUUUCGGUUCUCUCGGUAUUGUUUUCGCUGGUUUUCGGUUCUUUCUAUAUUAGUCCCAGGAUUUGGUUUCGUUUUCUUCGGUCAAUUCUAUUCAGAUAACAGAAAUGAGGAGCUCUGGAGAAUUCACAUGGAAGCUCGCGGAUCAUCCAAAGCUUCCCAAGGGGAAGAUUAUUGCAAUGGUGGUUUUGGAUGGUUGGGGUGAGGCUAAACCCGAUCAAUAUAAUUGUAUCCAUGUCGCUGAUACUCCGACCAUGGACUCCUUCAAAAAGACUGCCCCAGAGAAAUGGAGGUUGAUUAGGGCUCAUGGAACUGCUGUGGGUCUCCCAACUGAAGAUGAUAUGGGCAACAGUGAAGUUGGUCACAAUGCUCUUGGCGCUGGACGCAUUUAUGCUCAAGGUGCAAAGCUUGUUGACCAUGCUCUUGCCUCUGGAAAAAUCUAUGAUGGCGAGGGAUUUAAAUACAUACAGGAAUCAUUUGCAACUGGUACUCUACACCUUAUUGGCUUACUGAGUGAUGGUGGAGUUCACUCCAGGCUUGAUCAAUUGCAGUUGUUGCUAAAAGGUGCUGCUGAACAUGGCGCUAAAAGAAUCCGAGUUCAUGUUCUUACUGAUGGACGAGAUGUUAUAGAUGGUACAAGUGUUGGCUUUGUUGAAACUCUUGAGAAAGACCUGGCAAAUUUACGCGAGAAAGGUUUUGACGCACAGAUUGCAUCUGGUGGAGGCCGCAUGUAUGUUACAAUGGAUCGCUAUGAGAAUGACUGGAAUGUUGUGAAACGAGGAUGGGAUGCUCAGGUUCUUGGUGAAGCCCCACAUAAGUUUAGGAAUGCCGUUGAAGCUGUCAAGAAACUAAGAGAAGAUCCCAAAGCCAAUGACCAGUACUUAACUUCCUUUGUAAUUGUCGAUGAAAAUGGGAAGCCUGUAGGCCCAAUUGUGGAUGGUGAUGCUGUUGUAACAUUCAACUUCCGUGCAGAUCGUAUGGUUAUGCUUGCCAAGGCGCUUGAAUAUGAGAAUUUUGACAAAUUUGAUAGAGUCCGAUUCCCUAAAAUCCAUUAUGCUGGAAUGCUCCAGUAUGAUGGUGAGUUGAAGCUUCCAAGCCAUUACCUUGUAUCUCCUCCUGAGAUAGAAAGGACAUCUGGUGAAUAUUUAGUCCAUAAUGGUGUUCGUACCUUCGCUUGCAGUGAGACUGUCAAAUUUGGUCAUGUCACUUUCUUCUGGAAUGGAAAUCGUUCUGGAUAUUUUAACGCAGAAAUGGAGGAAUAUGUUGAAAUUUCCAGUGAUGUUGGUAUUACAUUCAACAUCCAACCUAAGAUGAAGGCAAUAGAGAUUGCAGAGAAGGCAAGGGACGCUAUCCUCAGCCGCAAAUUCAACCAGGUUCGUGUUAACCUACCAAAUGGGGACAUGGUUGGACAUACAGGAGACAUUGAUGCCACAAUUGUGGCAUGCAAGGCUGCAGAUGAUGCUGUCAAGAUGAUCAUUGAUGCUGUAGAGCAAGUUGGUGGAAUAUAUGUUGUUACUGCAGAUCAUGGCAAUGCUGAGGACAUGGUGAAGAGGGACAAGUCUGGGAAACCUGUUGUUGAUAAGAGUGGCAAAAUUCAGAUACUCACGUCUCACACUCUUCAGCCAGUGCCUAUUGCAAUUGGAGGUCCUGGAUUGGCACCUGGUGUCAGGUUCCGCAAUGAUGUUCCCAGUGGAGGACUUGCUAAUGUGGCUGCAACUGUGAUGAAUCUCCAUGGAUUUGAGGCUCCUAAUGACUAUGAGCCUACCCUGAUUGAAGUAGUCGAUAACUAGGAUUAAAGAAAACGUAUAAAUUCACAUAGUUUUGCUUAAAUUUUGAUCAGCAACUGUGCAAUGCAAAAGCCUGUCAUGUUCAGCAUUAAUCUGGUUAAAUAAAUUGUUUUUGGGUCUACUCGUGGGGGUGUUGGGCUCCCAAUUUUGGAUUCGGGACACAAAUAUCAAUUCAUCUGUUUGAAAGUGAAUGAGCACAGUAUUUUAAAUCUAUUUUUGUUAUUUUCUUGUUCCCUUA
Hevea brasiliensis (rubber tree) is the source of this 2090-nucleotide messenger RNA. Its product is annotated as 2,3-bisphosphoglycerate-independent phosphoglycerate mutase. The record is from RefSeq and is a predicted model, not a curated record. The coding region runs from base 173 to 1855 and encodes 560 amino acids. Gene Ontology annotation, molecular function: manganese ion binding. Lineage: Eukaryota; Viridiplantae; Streptophyta; Magnoliopsida; Malpighiales; Euphorbiaceae. Gene Ontology annotation, cellular component: cytoplasm. The transcript has 10 exons. Gene Ontology annotation, biological process: glucose catabolic process.